Pocillopora verrucosa is the source of this 4119-nucleotide messenger RNA. Its product is annotated as atrial natriuretic peptide receptor 1. Gene Ontology annotation, cellular component: plasma membrane. Gene Ontology annotation, biological process: intracellular signal transduction; receptor guanylyl cyclase signaling pathway; cGMP biosynthetic process. NCBI's taxonomy places the organism in Eukaryota, Metazoa, Cnidaria, Anthozoa, Scleractinia, Pocilloporidae. Gene Ontology annotation, molecular function: adenylate cyclase activity; protein kinase activity; ATP binding. The record is from RefSeq and is a predicted model, not a curated record.
AUUCGAUUUCAUUUAUUUCCCUUCGGCUAAAACAAAUUUUACGUCUGUCUUCUUAUUGUUCGCUGACACUCAACACCUUAGACUAAUACAAACUUAUUUCCAAGGCAAAUUUGAGACAAAGUAAUGGAACUGGAAUCGAUAUGCGUUGCCAUUUGGACCAAGAAGCUUCUAGCACCUUCCUCAGAGCUUUUGUAAUGGAUUGGCAGACUCUUGGCGAGUUUAGCUCGAAAUAUGGAAGAAUAAUAAUACAAUAAUACACAGCGUUGAUAAAUUUUAUUUACCACGCCAGUAGCAUCAGCGAAUAUGAAAACAAAGCGCCUGAUAGCCUUGAUUAUUGCCGUCUUCAAUGUUCAUCUCCAUCGUCAGACAACAAGUGAAGAAAUAAGGCUGGGAGCUCUGAUAGCAUGGAAUGGAACUUGGCCCGUGGGACCGAGAAUGGCGUCAGCAUUGCUUGUUGCCUUUGAUACGAUAAGGAACGAUCAGAACCUGCUACCAAAAUAUAACUUUACAUAUUACUGGCAAGAUAGUGCCUGUGAUACCGGUGCCACGCUGAGAUCCAUGGUCGAUUUAAAAGCGAAGAAGCCACCAAUUCAUGCCUUCAUCGGGCCAGGCUGUUCUAUAGGAUGUAUACCGGGGGGUUAUUUAGCAGCGCACUGGGAAAAGCCUAUGAUAUCGUUCGCUUGCGGUGAAUCUACGCUUUCGGAUAAAAAGAAAUAUCCAACAUUUGUUCGAACAGUUGGAACUUACGCACAAACCGGAAAGUUUUUUCUGAAGAUCAUGCAGAAAUAUAGCUGGAGUCGUGUUGCGAUUGUAGCGUCCACCGAAAGUUUAUGGUCACAAGUUGCUAUGUUUGUGAGAGAUGAAAUUGAUGGUAGCACAAGCGGAAAAUUCAGUGUUGCUUAUUUUCACGUAUUUAGCCCUGGUAUUACAACUGACGUCCAAUUCAAGACCAUGUUGCGUUCUGCAAGAGAAGAAGCACAUGUGUUUAUCCUUGUUGGUUACGGAAGCUCCAUCCGGCAGAUCAUGUUAAAUCUAUACGACUUAGAAAUGAUUUCAAAAACAUACGCCUACUUCACCUUUGAAAUCACACCUGAAAAUUGCAAGGGGAACGACGGAAGAGACCAAGAAGCUUGUAAAGCAUUCGAAGGCCUAAUGGACAUUGCCAACUAUGUUCCAACAAAUGAGGAAUAUAAGGGGUUUGAGAAAAAAGUUAAACAGAAAAUGCCUGAGUUCGCUGGCCUAGGAUAUCACAUGCCACAGAAUGAUGAGGUGGAUAUAUACGCGGGUUUUCUUCAUGACGCAGUGGUAUUGUAUGCCCACGCAGCUCAUGACCUUUUACGCGCUGGAGGAAACCUUACAGAUGGGGAAGCACUGAUCAAGCACAUGACAAACAGAAGUUUUCAGGGUGUUUCUGGGCAGGUUUUUGUAGAUGAAAAUGGCGACAGAACGAUCACCCUCCAAAUGAGGAACUUUCACAAUGGCGAGAUGGUUCGUGUUGCGAACUACUUUCGGCACUUGGAGGAACUCGAGUUCACGGACACAACGACUAUUUGGCCGGGAGGGUCUGUAACUGCCCCAUUGGGAAGACCUGAGUGUGGGUUUAACGGAGAAUUCUGUUCGUCUCCAGUUAUUUGGAUGAUCGCUGUUUAUGCAAUCUCAGGCUUCGUGGCUGUUAUGAUUUGUAUGGUGGCUUUUCUGCUUUAUUACAAGAGGAAGACAUUUGAGUCGUCACUUCAGAGCCAACGUUGGAAAAUUUCUGCGGCAGAUGUAAACUUUACAAGAAAAGCUCUGGAUGGAAGAAGCAUGAUUUCAACAUCUAGCUUUGGCUCUGGUGACAGCAGUAUGAAUUCGAGAACUUUAGACGAGGAUGAAAUAAGAGGACAAGUAUUUACCAACGUGGCAAUUUUUAAGUCUACAGUGGUAGCAGUUAAAAAGCUAAGAAAGACGCACAUUACCUUGUCAAGGACAAUACUCAUGGAAUUAAAAGAGGUGUACGAGCUUCAACAUCCAAAUAUCAAUCGAUUUAUUGGAGCGUGUGUGGAUUCGCCAAAUAUAUGGAUUUUAACACAGUACUGUAACAAGGGAAGUCUGCAGGAUGUUUUGAAUAAUGAGAGGAUGAAGCUUGACUGGAUGUUUAAAAUGUCCUUUGCAUCCGAUAUUGCAAGAGGGAUGUUUUUCUUACAAAAAAGCUCAAUCCUUUACCAUGGUGACUUGCGAUCUUCAAACUGUGUCGUAGACAGCCGUUGGGUUUGUAAAAUAACCGAUGUCGGACUAGAACAUUUUAAAUCAGGACAGAAGGUUGACUCGUAUCUUGGCCUUGAUGCGGAAUAUAACAAUCUUUUGUGGCGAGCACCGGAACACCUCGAUGGCAGGAAUAAUUUGUCUAAGUCACAAAGGGGAGAUGUCUAUAGCUACGGCAUUAUUCUGCAGGAGAUUCUUCUUAGAAGUCUGCCGUAUGCCAUGAAUGACUUCAUGGAAGCAAAAACAAUUGUCAGCAUGGUACAGAAAAGAGAGAACCCUCCUUUCCGUCCAGUCAUUCCAAGCAGCUUUGGAAAUGGACUGUACGUGAGAAUGAUGCGAUCCUGUUGGAGUGAUGAGCCAACCUUACGACCAAGGUUCAGUGAUGUUCUUCAAACGAUAAAGAAAAUUAACAAUGGAAAGGACAUCAACAUUAUGGACAACAUGAUAUCACUGAUGGAAAAAUACACAGACCAUCUGGAAGAGGUCGUAAGAGAGAGAACAGAACAACUGGAGGAAGAGAAACAAAAGACAGACGCCCUGUUAUACAGGAUGCUACCAAAGACGGUGGCAGAGCAGUUAAAACGUGGUGAAGCUGUUGCAGCAGAAUCGUUUGACCAGGUUACAAUCUUCUUUAGUGACAUAGUGGGUUUCACUACUUUAGCUGCCCAGAGCAAGCCGCUGGAGAUUGUUAACCUGUUGAAUGAUCUUUACACGUGCUUUGACAAUAUUAUUGAUUGUCAUGAUGUUUAUAAGGUUGAGACAAUUGGAGAUUCUUACAUGGUUGUAUCUGGACUACCCAAGCCCAAUGGCAUUUGUCAUGCUGGAGAAAUCGCCAACAUGUCCCUUGAUCUUUUGAGUGACAUGUGUCACUUUAAAAUCAAACACCUUCCGGAGAAACAGCUCCAACUUCGAAUUGGAAUUCAUUCUGGCUCAUGUGUUGCUGGUGUCGUUGGACUUAAGAUGCCACGUUACUGCCUGUUUGGUGAUACUGUCAACACAGCGUCCCGAAUGGAAUCUAGCGGGCUUGCCCUCAGGAUUCAUGUCAGUUCUCAAUGCAAGUCCUUACUGGAUAAUAUCGGUGGUUAUCACAUUGAGGAAAGAGGCUGGACGCCGAUGAAGGGAAAGGGAACAUUGCUGACGUUUUUCUUAAACGGACGUGAAGGCUUUCUGAAGUCUCUACCAGACCUUAGUAAAGCCGCUCCUAUGGAAGAACAUUCAUUUAAAUAAAAAACUGACAAUCCAAGAUAAUAUGCAAGAUGUACAAUUAAAAAUAACAGAAAGUAAAAGCGAAAAAAUGCCAGAUCCUGCUGCUCAACUCUAAAAUGCGAUGCGCUAAACUCUCCUGAUUAAAAUUGGACAUGAUCCAUGUUAAUUGUGACAUAGAACACCUGUCCCACAAUAUACAAUAGCACUUGUACUGAGUGGAGCUCACUGAUACAUGAUUGCAAACCAAACCUGCAUGACACCAAGUUUAAUUGCCACUUAAUUACAUCCAUUUUUCAAAAAUUGAUGUGAAUAAAUUCGUCCAUUUUUAGUAAAGAAAAUUCGACGUUCCGACGAAAAAUCAAGGAAAUUCUCCGCAAUUCAGCUUUAACGAUUUUCAUUUUCCUGCGAUUCGAUUGGCAUAUUGGAUCCACACUGGUAAGGAAAAAGAACCGAUUUAGAGAAAACUAAUUGGUGUUACACUGAGCUCCAAUCAGACUACUUAUAUCACUUUUAAUUUUGAAAUAGAUAAAAUAAUAGAAACGCUACUUUUCAUAUCGCUAUAACAGAACAUAACUUACUGCAAUUAAAGUAAGUCAUACCGUGCAACGUAAUUAGUUUUGUAAUUCAAACAGCUAUCAAAAUAUCUAUGUACUUCAUGAGUCAGAUUGUUUU